AUGGGCCCCUAUUGGUACCAAAAGCAAGGGGUUCCAUCUGGGAAAAGCGUUCAAGCAAAGCAGGUCAGCCCCCGAGGUGGUGACUUGAUUUUGAGCUGGGACGAGGAGGCUAAGCGCAUGAAGUUGUUUGGAGAGGCUGCCAUCAUCGGCGUGGGAGAUCUGUGUUUUUAG
This is a messenger RNA of Laccaria bicolor S238N-H82, 171 nucleotides long. RefSeq lists its product as uncharacterized. NCBI's taxonomy places the organism in Eukaryota, Fungi, Basidiomycota, Agaricomycetes, Agaricales, Hydnangiaceae. The coding region runs from base 1 to 171 and encodes 56 amino acids. The transcript has a single exon. The record is from RefSeq and is a predicted model, not a curated record.